This is a messenger RNA of Mesorhabditis spiculigera, 1182 nucleotides long. The record is from the annotation of a GenBank genome assembly. NCBI's taxonomy places the organism in Eukaryota, Metazoa, Nematoda, Chromadorea, Rhabditida, Rhabditidae.
AUGGCGGACGAGGAGCUGCCGUUGGAUCAACUGCUCGAUGACCGGUUACGAGCCGCAUUAGAGCUGGAAGAAAAAUUGAAAGAUAACUCGAUCCAAGUGGCCGGAAUCAGCAAGCUGCGCAAUCGGCUAGCUAGCGAAUUGAAAUUUCUACGAGGGUUAUCAGACGGCAAGAAGCCGCUGGAGAAGAAGUACAUCGAGACCUCGAACGUCACCCACUUCGAGAACCUCUACAACGCCAUUGGAAGAUACAAAGGAGCCACCGCCGUGUUGCACACGUUUGCGAUUCUGGACCGAGAAACGAACGAAACGCUCAAGCAUCAAGUCGAUUUGGUGGCUGAGGGCGGAAAUCUCUGGAUUAAGGUAAUAUCACGAAAUGCCCGGCGAGUGGCGUUAGACUGGAUUUCCGGCGCGACGCGGUCAAUCUUCGACCAAGCGGCCAACUAUCUAGAGAUGUCCUGCCGGUUCCCGCGCAACUACAUACCCCCGAAGACGGUGUUCCUCUUUCAAGCCGGUGUGCCCGAUCGGAUGGCCGCGCGGUUACGGGCCAUGGGUGUGAUUGUCGAGGGGCAAGAGCUCCCAUUCAAUUCGCUGGCCAACGUACCGGAUGACCUCCUUGAAGCGCUCGAGGAGCGGGAAGACGAGCGAAAGCUGCCAUUUGAUAGAUCAGAAAUUGACGAAAACGAGCAAACCCCGAUCAACCUUGACGUGAGCACCGUUUUCCUGCUCGUCUCCAACUUGACGCAUCCAGGCGGAACGGAUCAUAGAUUCCCGAGUCAAUUGCUUGAAGAACAAGCGGCCUGGGAGCGCGAGAACCCGGAGCGGGAAAAGGUGCUGAAGCAGAUCGAGGGCCGCCGCUGGAUCAUCUGCCGAACCGCCUACGACAAUGUGCUCGACAUUGUCAAGACGGUCGCGGGGCCAACCGAGAAGAAACGCGUCGACGAACUUAUGGAAAAAGUGGAAGUUGUCGACGACCAAACGUCAGAGAGGGUCGAGUCACUCGACAACUUUGUCUACACCAAUUUACGGUCUAAGGUAAUUUUCGGCUCCGGUGAGUACUAUCGGGCGAUGACCGCCACUGCAAGCAAGCAUUUUGUCUCGUCGGCCUACCAUCAGGGCGUCACACUCAACGUGCUGCUCCACUCCCCGCGAGCCCUCAGCGAGCAGAAAGAGAUGCCGCUCGAA